Molecule: messenger RNA, 5707 nt
Organism: Trichosurus vulpecula (common brushtail)
Lineage: Eukaryota; Metazoa; Chordata; Mammalia; Diprotodontia; Phalangeridae
Gene: SLC4A10
Product: solute carrier family 4 member 10
Exons: 26
Coding region: 205-3648 (1147 amino acids)
Biological process (GO): bicarbonate transport; regulation of intracellular pH; transmembrane transport
Cellular component (GO): basolateral plasma membrane; plasma membrane
Molecular function (GO): solute:inorganic anion antiporter activity; monoatomic anion transmembrane transporter activity; sodium:bicarbonate symporter activity
Source: RefSeq, a predicted model, not a curated record
AGCAAUACAACUGUGUCAGCCCUCCUGAAUACUGGAUGCUUGUCAUCGCACAAGGGGAAAUGAUCUACUGUAUUUAGGAUUUGUUCAUUUGAUAAUGGCUUAAACAGAUCCUGAUGGACAGACCUGCUGUUUGAUGCUUUCUUCACUAGCCCUGAAGAUGCUGAGAGAUAGAGAUGGUUGUGAUGUUCUUUUAUAAGACAGGAAAUGCAAUCUUUGGGGGUUUCUGGAAAUAGAAAGGUCAUGCAGCCUGGAACCAGUGAACCAUGCCAGUCUCUAAGUCAUCAGAGAAAUGAUGAAGAAGCUGUUGUGGAUAGGGGUGGAACUCGCUCGAUCCUCAAAACACACUUUGAAAAGGAAGAUUUAGAAGGUCACCGUACACUGUUUAUUGGAGUCCAUGUUCCCCUGGGAGGAAGAAAGAGUCACCGACGUCACAGACAUCGUGGCCAUAAACAUAGAAAGAGAGACAGAGAAAGAGAUUCAGGAUUGGAGGAUGGACGAGAGUCUCCUUCUUUUGACACCCCAUCGCAGAGGGUACAGUUUAUUCUUGGAACCGAGGAUGAUGACGAGGAACACAUUCCUCAUGACCUUUUCACAGAGCUUGAUGAAAUUUGCUGGCGUGAAGGUGAGGAUGCCGAAUGGCGAGAGACAGCCAGGUGGUUAAAGUUUGAAGAAGACGUAGAAGAUGGAGGAGAACGGUGGAGCAAGCCAUAUGUGGCAACUCUUUCCCUGCACAGUUUAUUCGAGUUGAGAAGCUGUAUCCUGAAUGGCACCGUGCUGCUGGACAUGCGGGCUAACACUCUUGAGGAAAUUGCAGACAUGGUUCUUGAUCAACAAAUAAGCUCUGGGCAGCUCAGUGAAGACGUCCGCCACAGAGUCCAUGAAGCUCUAAUGAAACAGCAUCACCAUCAGAACCAGAAAAAGCUGACCAACAGGAUUCCUAUUGUUCGAUCUUUUGCUGACAUUGGCAAGAAGCAGUCAGAACCAAACUCCAUGGAUAAGAAUGCAGCUCAGGUUGUUUCUCCCCAGUCUACUCCAGCCAAUGUUGAAAAUAAAAAUGAUGUGAGCAGAGAAAACAGCACUGUUGACUUUAGUAAGGGACUGGGAGGCCAGCAAAAAGGGCAUAAUAGUCCAUGUGGGAUGAAACAAAAGCUUGAAAAAGGACCUCCACAUCAGCAAGAGAGAGAGGUUGAUCUACAUUUCAUGAAAAAGAUUCCUCCUGGGGCAGAAGCUUCAAACAUCUUAGUGGGUGAACUAGAAUUCUUGGACCGAACUAUAGUUGCAUUUGUUAGAUUGUCUCCAGCGGUAUUGCUCACAGGACUGGCUGAGGUGCCGAUUCCAACCAGAUUUUUGUUUAUCCUUCUGGGACCAUUGGGAAAGGGUCAGCAGUACCAUGAGAUUGGCAGAUCAAUUGCAACCCUAAUGACUGACGAGGUCUUCCAUGAUGUUGCCUAUAAAGCUAAGGAUCGUAAUGACUUACUUUCAGGAAUUGAUGAGUUUCUUGAUCAAGUUACUGUUCUUCCUCCUGGAGAGUGGGACCCAACCAUUCGAAUAGAACCCCCCAAAAAUGUUCCUUCUCAGGAGAAGAGGAAGAUUCCUACUGUGCCCAAUGGAACAGCAGCUCAUGGUGAAGCAGAGCCUCAUGGUGGGCACAGUGGGCCUGAACUACAACGAACUGGAAGGAUUUUUGGGGGACUUAUUUUAGAUAUCAAAAGGAAAGCUCCAUACUUCUGGAGUGACUUCCGAGAUGCUUUCAGCCUGCAGUGCUUAGCAUCGUUUCUCUUUCUCUACUGCGCGUGUAUGUCUCCUGUCAUCACAUUUGGAGGGCUGCUGGGAGAAGCAACCGAAGGUCGUAUAAGUGCAAUUGAAUCUCUAUUUGGAGCAUCUAUGACUGGGAUAGCAUAUUCUCUCUUUGGUGGACAACCUCUUACCAUACUAGGCAGCACAGGACCUGUACUGGUGUUUGAAAAGAUAUUGUUCAAGUUUUGCAAAGAAUACGAGUUGUCAUACCUCUCUUUGCGAGCUAGUAUUGGGCUCUGGACCGCAACUCUCUGCAUCAUCCUCGUGGCCACUGAUGCUAGCUCUCUUGUCUGCUAUAUAACCCGAUUUACUGAAGAAGCCUUUGCUUCUCUUAUCUGCAUAAUUUUCAUUUAUGAGGCUCUAGAGAAGCUGUUUGAGCUCAGUGAGGCAUAUCCAAUCAACAUGAAUAAUGAUUUAGAACUCCUGACACAAUAUUCAUGUAACUGUGUGGAACCACAUAAUCCUAGCAAUGAUACCUUGCAGGAAUGGAGAGAAUUCAAUAUCUCUGCCUCUGACAUAAUUUGGAAGAACUUAACUGUGUCAGAAUGUAAUUCUUUGCAUGGAGAAUAUGUUGGCAGAGCCUGUGGGCAUGAGCACCCAUAUGUUCCAGAUGUCCUCUUCUGGUCAGUGAUUUUGUUCUUCUCCACAGUGACCCUGUCAUCUACAUUGAAGCAAUUCAAGACUAGCCGGUAUUUUCCAACAAAGGUUCGAUCCAUAGUGAGUGACUUCGCUGUCUUUCUUACUAUUUUGUCUAUGGUUUUAAUUGACUAUGCCAUUGGAAUUCCAUCUCCAAAACUGAAAGUUCCAAGUGUUUUCAAGCCUACUAGGGAUGACCGUGGCUGGUUUGUUACCCCAUUGGGACCAAAUCCGUGGUGGACAGUGAUCGCUGCUGUGGUUCCAGCUUUGCUUUGUACUAUUCUUAUCUUCAUGGACCAACAAAUCACUGCAGUCAUUAUCAACAGAAAGGAGCACAAGCUAAAGAAAGGAUGUGGGUACCAUCUGGAUUUAUUGAUGGUGGCAGUCAUGCUUGGCGUGUGCUCCAUUAUGGGACUCCCAUGGUUUGUGGCUGCCACAGUUCUUUCGAUUACUCAUGUGAACAGCCUGAAACUGGAAUCUGAAUGUUCAGCCCCAGGGGAACAACCCAAAUUUCUUGGCAUCCGAGAACAAAGAGUUACAGGGCUCAUGAUUUUUGUCCUUAUGGGUUCAUCUGUCUUUAUGACCAGCAUUCUUAAGUUUAUUCCAAUGCCAGUGCUUUAUGGGGUAUUUCUUUACAUGGGUGCCUCAUCUCUAAAGGGAAUUCAGUUCUUUGAUAGAAUAAAGCUUUUCUGGAUGCCAGCAAAACACCAACCAGAUUUUAUAUACCUACGGCAUGUACCCCUUCGAAAAGUCCAUCUCUUCACCAUCAUUCAGAUGAGUUGCCUUGGCCUCCUAUGGAUAAUCAAAGUAUCAAGAGCUGCCAUUGUCUUUCCCAUGAUGGUAUUAGCUUUGGUGUUUGUAAGAAAAUUGAUGGAUUUAUUUUUUACCAAACGAGAAUUGAGCUGGUUGGAUGAUUUGAUGCCUGAGAGCAAGAAAAAGAAAUUGGAAGAUGCUGAAAAAGAGGAAGAACAAAGUAUGUUAGCCAUGGAAGAUGAGGGCACAGUUCAGCUCCCACUGGAAGGGCAUUAUAGAGAUGAUCCAUCUGUGAUCAACAUUUCUGAUGAAAUGACAAAAACAGCAUUAUGGAGGAACCUUCUGAUCACCUCAGAAAACUCAAAGGACAAGGAGUCAAGCUUUCCUUCUAAAAGCACUGAAGGCAGAAAAGAGAAGAAAGCUGACUCAGGGAAAGGUGUUGACAGGGAGACUUGUCUAUGACUUGUUCUUCAAUUUAUUUUUACAAACAUACAAGAAGAGUGCCACAAUUAUUAAUAAAACUGCUUUGAUCAUGUAUUGUAAAUUCUGUCUCUCAUCCCAAAUUCACGCCCACACUGUAAGUAGUGCAAUACUCAUUUUGUUCCUCUGUCUAAAACUUCUGCGCGGUGAGACAUCCCUGGUAGCCAGUGCAAGAACCUGUGUGUUCCUUGCUGGAUUAACCAUUCUUAAACACUAAAAUUCAUGUCAUCAAUCUCAUAAGAGCAGUUGAUUUUUGAAAGAGAGGACUCAUGUGAGUUGACUUGUAUUUUACUAUUUUCCUGGCCUUGUGAUGCCUAUAAAUUUUAUUCAAAGGAAAUUUGAAAGGUAACCCUACUUCUUUCUGAUUUUUGUAGCAUAGUAUUAAUGACUUAUUUUGAAAGACCCAAAUUAAAAAGUUAGUCUGAAAGCUCUUUUUUAAAGCAAUUCUAUUUAUGCUGUCUUUCUUGAUUCAAUAAAAGGCAUUUAAUAUUUUAAAAUUUGUAUUACCUGAAGCAUAAAGUCAUUUGGGGGAAUCAAAAUAAAAAUCUCUUCACAUCUUGUUUUAAAAGAAUUAGACAUUGAAGGGAAACCUUCAGACAGCAUUUAUUCAGAAUGUACAUUGUGAUUACAUUAUCCAAUAUGGACCAUAGGGAAAUACUUAAAAUCAGUGAACCAAUACUUUUAUAAACAGUUUGGGGAUGUUUUCAAUAUAAACCAUUGUCUGAAUUAUGUGGUUAAGUUUCUUUACCUCUGACACCAAGUUUUUCCAAAUCAGCAUUUAUUUAUACACAUGCAGCAUACCCCAUGAUGAAUCAUUGUAUAAGAAAUACCCACGUGUACAAUAACUCUACCAGUGAGGAUCCUGCCCUGUGUCAUGCUAGGUUGGAACUUUGUUCUCAUGUGAGGUUGACAGGUGUCCAGUUGUGAUUUUUUUCCUGCAACACUUUUUAUACUGUUCUAUUAAAAAUGCAUGCUGUCAAGAAAUAAACCUCAAACUGAACAUUUCAGCUACUGACCAGGGGAAUUUCCAAUUGAUAUUUCAGUCUGUACCAAGUAAUUCCAUCUUUACCAAGCUUGUAGAAGAGGGGAAGGCUAUUUCUGAUUUUGGAGUACUAUUUGAAAGAAUAACUUUUUAAUUCAUUUUUAAUGAAGCUAAAUAAUGACUGAUUUUAUUAGCCAUUUUAAUGUUUUGGGAUUCCAGGAAAGCCCACAGGCCAACUGAGCUUAUGCUCUUUUUAAUGUUCACUUUUGCAAGGAUUCAGAGUUCUUCCAAUUCAUUAAUUACUUUUACUCAAAGUGAUUUUGUUUUCCAUAAUCAAUAUCAAGGGGGGGGGAAAUUCCUUUGAUAAGUCAAUGAGCAGUGUUUUGUAGCAUCCUCUUGACUAUUGUUAUAGUCUGGACCUCAUCAUUUCCUAGAAAUUUCUCUCACAGCCCUCUUAAGUAAUUAUUUUAAAUGGAAACAAGCCUAAAGGAUGCAAAGAAGGAUUUGCAUUUAAUAACAAUAAAAAGAUUGUAUUUAUAAAUGCAGACGACAAAGUACAGAAACUUCCUGUUCUAAAUGCAUUGUUUUCAUGUAUUCAAUAAUACAGAUGCUACUUUGUAACAUUCCAAUUGGUUUAUGAUUUAGACUAGAAAGACAUGCCAGUCUGCCCCCAAAGCAGCCUUCUUGUGUUUUGGUAUGUUACUAACUCUUCUGUUAAAAAAGAGAUCAUAGUGAAGUGAAAGUUUCACAUGAUCAUCUAUUAGACUAUUAAGAAAUCAUUGUAUCCAAUGGCAUUCUGUGUUUCUGAGCCUUUUUUUAUAGUCACGCGCUGUUCUUGUGCGAAUUUUAACGCUAUCCUUAUGUUAAUCCCAACAUUUUGAAAUCACACAAAAUAUAAUGCAAAUGUAGUGUUAUAUAUUUACUUCUAAUUUCAUAUUCCUGGUCAAAAUUGCUGAAUUUCUUGGAUGUAAUUUAUUACAAAGUUUAAGUAAAGUGUAAAUGUGAAUAGGAUAUUGUGUUUUUCACAACUAAGAAAUGUUAUGUGGAAAUAAAUAUUUA